Molecule: messenger RNA, 1525 nt
Organism: Fusarium vanettenii 77-13-4
Lineage: Eukaryota; Fungi; Ascomycota; Sordariomycetes; Hypocreales; Nectriaceae
Exons: 2
Coding region: 232-1203 (323 amino acids)
Molecular function (GO): acyltransferase activity
Source: RefSeq, a predicted model, not a curated record
GUUGAAUAUUCACAUGUCAUGACGUCCAAGCAGAUGCGCUGUCGCAGACUCUAACCUAGACUCGCAAUCCCUUGUCCCUUUGUUAGGUGAACCUGAGUCGCGUCUGCAUCCUUGAACUUUGGGUCAGAUCAUAAAGAGACCGGGUCUUGCACAAUCUCUUGUUCCCCAUGUCUUGAUAGACCAUCUCCAACCUCUUUCAUCCUUUGUCCAACACACGCGAGCGAAAACACCAUGGAAAAAUAUAGCCAAUUUCGAGAUCGAGCUACGGGCAUUUCGCCCUUUCUCCCCGUCUCGACACCCCUCUCCGCUGUCGCAAUAUUCACCCACGGCGCCCUCUUCCUCUUCCGCCUCCCAUUCUUCAUCUUCUUCUUCCUGGGCUACUUCCUCAUAUUCCACUUCCUACCAUUGCCCGUCAUCUUCCGCAAGGUGGCCCUCUGGGGUUUGAUGGCCAUCCCGGGCAUCUGGUGGGUAGAUCUUCAACUCGACGGUGUCAAGCGCGGCACCCUCGCCGACCAACCCCGAGAGCGCUUCCCGCAUCCUGGAUCCGUCAUCGCCGCCAACUUUACGAGUCCUGUUGACGCUAUCUACCUCGCCGCUAUUUUCGAUCCCAUCUUUACCGUUUCGUACCCCGAGACUCGUCAAGUGCAGCGUCUCAGUCUUCUCGGCGCCGUCUUGAUGGCCCUAUCGCCUGUGCGAACCGCUCCCCCGAAGAACGCCAAACUCGUCGAUAUCAGCGAUCUCCUAGCCGACAACCCGAGCCGAGUCAUUGCCAUUUUCCCCGAGUGUGGUACCACCAACGGAAAGGCCAUUCUGCCUUUCAGCCCGAGUAUUCUCCAAUGCCCGCCCGACGUCCACAUCUUCCCUGUCAGCAUUCGUUACACGCCACCCGAUGUUACGACCCCUGUGCCUGGAAGAUGGUUUAAAUUUCUGUGGAACCUGCUCUCCCGGCCUACAACUUGUAUCCGCGUUCGCAUUGCUGAGGGUCAGAUGAACUCGGCUGCCGCAAAGACCAACGGCGCUUCAUCUGUUCCCUCUGAUCUGCGUUAUCGAAAUGACGUGGGCGCCGCUGUCUCUGGAGAUGAACAGCGUGUGUUGGAUCGCAUAGGCGAGGCACUUGCCAGACUCGGCCGUGUCAAGCGAGUUGGUCUCACCAUGAAGGACAAGUCCGCCUUUGUGGAGGCUCUCAAGGGCAAGAAGAACUAAAUAUGUAAGAAAGGAAAAUGUUAUAGUCUUUGUUGAAGCGGUAUCGGUUUGGCUUAGAGAAGGCGGACUUGAUCUCUUUCUCAGAUGGGAUGGGAUGGAAUAUGGAGUUCGCAUUGCAAGGAGCUAUUUUGGUGGUUGGCUUUUUUACCUUGAUCUCGCGAAAUACCCACAAUCACUCGUGGAGCGGGGGGUUACGUUUCCGCUUGUUCUUGUGUUUUUUCAAUCUCUUUAGGGCUUGUAUUGGUCUUGUUUGUACUUUAUCUUUGUUGUAACGUAGCUUGUACGUAGACAAGAGGCCCAUGGCACGUUGAAGCCUCAUAUC